AUGCCCCGCCUGCGUCAGCCCAAACGACAUUUCACGGGCACAAGGUUCGUCGCGCGCAAUGAACAAACUCCAUCGUCCGAGCCGCAACCAUCCACCCUCUACACUUUCGCAGACAUGCAAUCUCUCACGUCUCACCCGGCGCCGAACCGCAUCAUCAUCGACGUCCGCGAACCCUCGGAGCUGAAAUCCACGGGCAAGAUCCCCGGCGCCCAGAACCUGCCCAUAAAAUCCGCGGCCGAUGGCUUCUUCCUCGGCCCCGACGAGUUCGAGGAGCGCUUCGGCUGGGAGAAGCCCACGGCGCAGCACGAGGUCAUCUUCUACUGCAAGGCCGGUGUGAGGAGUCGGGCGGCCGCGGGUCUGGCGGCGCAGGCGGCGUUCGGGGGCAAGAUUAGCGAGUUUCCUGGGAGUUGGAUCGAGUGGGCGGAGAAGGGCGGGGAGGUGGAAAAGGUGGAAGAAUAA
Messenger RNA from Fonsecaea monophora, 459 nucleotides. RefSeq lists its product as hypothetical. Gene Ontology annotation, cellular component: mitochondrion. The transcript has a single exon. NCBI's taxonomy places the organism in Eukaryota, Fungi, Ascomycota, Eurotiomycetes, Chaetothyriales, Herpotrichiellaceae. Bases 1 to 459 code for a protein of 152 amino acids. Gene Ontology annotation, molecular function: thiosulfate-cyanide sulfurtransferase activity. The record is from RefSeq and is a predicted model, not a curated record.